This is a messenger RNA of Solanum dulcamara, 2905 nucleotides long. Its product is annotated as protein GAMETE EXPRESSED 3. The transcript has 10 exons. Gene Ontology annotation, molecular function: protein binding. Lineage: Eukaryota; Viridiplantae; Streptophyta; Magnoliopsida; Solanales; Solanaceae. Gene Ontology annotation, biological process: pollen tube guidance; embryo development ending in seed dormancy. The coding region runs from base 1 to 2610 and encodes 869 amino acids. The record is from RefSeq and is a predicted model, not a curated record. Gene Ontology annotation, cellular component: plasma membrane.
AUGUAUGUAUCUCCUUCAUCUUUUGUGUGCUCAGUGCUUUUGGUUCUUCGUUUAAUCAGUCGAAUUUAUUUCUUUUUGUGCAUCUUCGGUAUGAGCGAACAGAAUUUGGGGGAUUUUUGCGCAUAUUUUUUGGGGCCUAAAGCCACUGCGUCUCUGCAUAUUCAUGUUGCUGCCCUGCUUUUACUAUUAUCACCAUUUGUAGCAUUUCCACAAAUACUUUCAGGUAUGAGUUUGUAUUACUUCAACCUUCUAAAAUCUCGUGAAUUUUUACAUUUGUUUUCUUUAGGUCAAGAAUCAUUCAAGAAAGUUGCAUAUAAGCUCAGCAAGCCACUGAUCAGUGAUGAUGGAAAAGUUUAUAUGUGUUCAGAAAAGAACUUUUUUGCCUUUGAAAGCAAUGGUUCUGUCGCGUGGAGGUUAUCUCUCUGUUAUAAAUGCAGUCCAAGUAUAGCUCCAGUUCUAGGGGAAUCAAGGAAGGCAAGGCUUCAGGCUGCUAUUAUAACUGUUGCUUCUUCCUCUCGGGAUGAGGCAAAGAGUAGACGUCAGUAUCAUUCAGCAUUUCUCGAUUCUGGAGUUGUUAAACCUCGGAUUCGGCAGUGUCUGUGUGAAAAUGUGGAUGUCGUUAACUCAUAUUUCUGUUUGGUUAUUAAUUAUGCAAGCUACGUUUGGCAGAUAUAUGUGGUUGCGGAAGACAGAGUGCUGAAGAUCAACCCUUUGAACGUACAAAGUCCUGAAAUAGCUGUAGAAUUGUUCUUUGGUUCAGAAUAUGAAAGACUAGGGGAGAUUAUUGGCCUUGCAAUAAGUAUAUCCAGUUCUUGUGUACUUAUCAAUGUCAAAAACCGGGGUCUCUUUGCUUACCGGUUGCAAGGAAAGCUAUACUGGAGUGUUGGCCCGGUACUUUAUCAGCAUGGAUAUCGUCAAGGUUGUAGGAAAAACAUCACAGAAUGUUACUUUUCAUCAGUCCCUGUGUUCGAUCACUGUGAAGCUAGUAUAUAUGUAAGCUUUUCGUGUUCCAUGCUUUUUAAACUUGUCCUUUGCACAAGGGUUUAUCUUUGCAUAUACAUGAUAGGUCACAAUUCAACCGUUUUUGUGUUUUUCCAACUCCAGAUCUCUAAUAAUCAAGGAGAAAUUUAUGCUUUGUCAACUCGUAGUCCACAUUUCAAAUGGAUACAAGACUUCAGUUCAUUCGGAAGUACACUUACCAUGAAAGCCGGGAACAAUGGUCUGUUAUAUGUUACUGUAGCAGCUAAAGCUCUGAUGCUAGCAGUUGAUGUUUCCAGGGGAGGCAUUUUGUGGCAGAAAAGCUUUGGACCGCUAAGUAUGGCAGAUUAUGCCCCUGCUGUUGAUUCUAAUGGUUGGAUAUCUAUUGGUUCAUUGGACGGAUACCUCUAUUCGUUUUCACCAAAAGGAGUUCUCAAAAAGUUCCCUAAAGUACUUAACAUGGAUUCUGUUAUCCAAGUCAGUCCUGUUCUUGAUUGCUCAGGAUAUGCAAUCUAUGUUUCUCAGACAGAGAUUGAAGGAAAGAUUACUCGGAUAAUUGGAGAUUACACUUACAUCUCCGCAAUGAAACCAAAGGGUGUUAUCUUCACACUGAUUAAUCCAGCUACUGGGAUCAUCUUUUGGUCUGAACAAUAUCCUGGUAACAACCCCCCGUCCUUCUCCCAAUGCCCGAAAUCUCUUUGGUUACUAACAACGUCAAUCGAUAAAUCUGGAAUUCUGCAGCAUCCUAACAUCCAUUAUUUACUAUUGCAUCAGGACAAUUCUCCACGGAAUUACUUCAAGUAUUGGGAACCUGCUGCCAUGCCGAAGCUCACGUCAGAAGUUUGCAUUAAGCUGCUCACAGAUUACGCCCGAGAAUUUCAGCAUCUACACAGAUUCCCUUCUUUUUGUUCAGGGAAUCAGAAGACAAUUUUGCUGUUUCUGAUCUUUGAAUCUAUCAUAUUGCUAGUACUAGCAGUAGUAGUAAGAUUUUGUUGCAUGUUUUGGAAGAAAAAGAAGCUUCAAAAUCAACAACUUGGGAAAUUCUUAGAUAAAAGACGAUCGCUUCAACUUCAGAAGAAAGUUUUUGAUAGAUCAAUCACAGAGCUUCAACAAAAGGAAGCUGAGGAAACAACAGCCAAUGAGGUGUUGGAAAAGUUGGGCAAUCUAGUUAUAGAAAGGGAAAACAUAGAGAGGAAACUCUCAACAACAUACAGUUUGGGAAGGGAUGAAGUUGGUUCUCAUUCACAAUCCCUCCUUCCGUUGUCCGAUCGUAAAAUAAGGAGCUUCUCAUUUCAAGGAACAAAGAAAGAGAGUGUUACUUUGUUUCAUACAGUCAGUGAUACUUCUUCUGAAACUAGCUGGAGUGAGAGGGACUCUGACACGAACAUAUCGUCGGAGGAUGAAGAGGAAACAGACAAGGGAAAGUCACCUAUUGAAAUAUUCAGUAGCAGUGAUGAUGAGAUUUACCAGGAAGAAUAUCAGUUUAGUACUCCAUCUUGCUUUGCUUCCACUUCACAACAGGUUAAUGAAAUAGAAGAAAUGAAGCCGGGAGAUCAAGAGGACUCCAUCCAUCAUCCCUUACAGAACCGCAGCACAAGCAUAAGGAAGAGGAAUUCAUAUUCAAGUAGCUAGGUAUUCUCAUGGUAAGUCGGGUACUGGUGGCCAUUCACAAAUUCGCCCAAAGUUCCCCGGUCAAAAUUCUUCUAACACUCCGGCUCCAAAGUUCAACAAAGAUAGGGUGUCCUAUUGCAUUAUAUGUGUAGUUAUCCGACAGUGACUUUGUGCAACUUUAGUCCACUACUGAUGCCGAACUGGACAUAAAGCUUUCUAUUUUAAUGGAAUUCCACAACUACAUAAGCUUUGGUCUCGAUCGAAUAUAUGUCUUUGGUUAAUUUGCAGGUUUCAAUAGCAGUAGAAGCACGAAAAA